AUGGACGAAGAAAUAUUAAACAAAUACGCCACGAAGAACAGCAUAAACAACAUCCCGUAUAGCAACUUCUUCGUCGCGCACAAGAGAAAAAUGCUGGAGGAAGAAGAAUACCCCAGUAGGGAUAACUUUGGUCAUGUGAACAAACGACCCAGAGUAUCACUAUACAAUAAUUUCGAAUCGCUCAAAAAGCAAAGGUUAAGUGAAAAUGACGUAUGUAUAGACCACUUUAAGGACAUGGACAAAUACAUCAAUCAAGUAAAGGAGUUAAGAAGUAUUUAUAACUUCCUCUUUAGUGACCAUUUAACAAACGAACAUGAUAUUUUGCACGUGAACAGAAAAUUUUGCACCAUUGAAUGUAAUGAAAUUAUCGAUAGGAAUAUUUGUUUUGAGAGUUCUUCAGAGAGGUGUAGUAACGGGCUAUACAGUUAUGCCAAGAGUGGAGGGAAUAGCUAUAGCGAUGCACUCAUAAGGAAGAAGGGGGUAGGUGAAAUGGAGGUGCAUGGAGUGUCCGUGGGGGAGAAUAAUGCAGAGUGGAGAAGAGGUAGCGGGAUGAUAUGCCCCCAAAGUGGGAAAAAUAUUCACCUCGUUAACGGUGAUAAUAAGAGCAUUGAUAAUUACCACAUUGGGAGUGAGGAAAACGUAGGAGGUGCUUCUCGAGGAAGUAAUAGAAUCCCCGCCUUCGGAAAAAGAAUACUUAAUAGCGUCUCCAACCAAGUACUCUACGUCGAUGACUUGUCCUCGUAUGACAUUCUGCUGCUAGUGUCCUUAGUCACGCAAUUGCAAAAUGAACAGAAGGAAAAUGAAAAGGAAGAAAAAAAUUUAGAAGUACUAGCCAACAUUGACGAAUUUAAAGUGAAUGCACAUUCGCUAAAAGAAAUUUUUAGGAGCUAUUUUAAAGAAAAAGCUUUUCAAUGUUUUACGUGCGGAUUACGAUUCAGCUCAAGUUUAGAGAAGCUAAACCAUUUGGAAAAUCAUUACCAAAAAAAUAAAUACUACACCAGUGGCGGGGCAGAAAAACCAGGUGCGAAUAGGAACAGAAAAAAAAUUAUUUAUCUGGAUCAUAUGAGUAUAUCUAUUGAGUUUUUUAUCUGUAAGGAGUACUCUAUUUUUGAGGAUGUGUAUGAAAAUAUGGUUACGAAAAAUUGUAACUCCUUUAAUUACAAUGCCAAGUGGGAGGCGGAUCGGAAGACCAUCCGUGUGGAGAGGAACUACGAAGGUGUGAAUGAUUCGGCCUUUUUGAAGAGUGCCAAGAGGGAGAAUCACGAGGAGAAUUUUGCAUCGCGUAUAAUCGAUUUGACAGAUGAGGAGGAACCUGGUGAUGUUGAAAAUGCCCCUGGUGAGUAUGCCCCUGGUGGGGAUCCCAACUCGGUGGGCCAUGCGAGGAAGGCAAACAGCCUUGCGAAAAGACAUAUUCCAUUUUGGAAAAAAGUCCAACGAAAUGGAUAAAUGAAAAAAAAAAAAAACUUGCAUAAUGUAGAGAACGAUGAUAAUGACUCUUCCUCAGAUAAUGACAACAACGACAGCAACAACAAUAAUAGCGGUAGUAACGACAAGGACAACGACGGGGAGAUGAAUUUUUUUGAUUUUAUUUAUGGAAAUCAAAACACGUAUGAUGUUAGCCUGUCCAAUUAUUACACCGUGACUGAAGAUAACAAUGUGCAUAUAAACUACAUCAAUGGAGAGGUCAUGUUUAAAAAUAUUUUGAAGUGUUUAGAGAUAAAAGAUAUUAGCAGUUAUGUUUUUCCUUCUUGGAUCCCUCGAAGGAGCAUACAGAAUUUUUUAGUCAGACCCGUUACGGAAUUGUAUGGGCCGCAAGUCACUAGUAGUAACUCAUUUGCCAAUCUCGCAGUCGCCAAAGGGAUGGGCAAUCUUUUUAUGAACAAGUACCCCCAGGAGGAUACUUCGUUUGGAAACAAACUAGCCAUGCAGAGUAACGUCUGGAACUUAUGCACAAGUGGGGAGUUUUAUCUAAGCAAGCAGCUGGUUCCCAUCAACAUGAUAGGUGGGCGGAGCGGUCAGCGGGGUGAAACGACGAAGCUGGGCGAAACUUCGAAUCUGGGUGAAACUUCGAAACUGGGUGAAACUUCGAAACUGGGUGAAACUGCGAAGCGGGCGGAAUAUCCCGAAGGGGGCUACUUCGCGCGCGCGGGAGAUGAGCAGACGGAUCCAACGCGGGGAGAGUUCCAAAUGGAAGCGGCCAAUUGGGGAGCCCCUCUUCAGGAGGUAAGCAAAAGGGUCAGCGACGAGUGGGGAGAAAAACACGUGGAGGGAAAGUCCAACCGAAUAGAUACACGCAGUAAUAAAAUCCAGCCUUCCAAAGACGCCAUGGAGGGAGGGAACCUGAGGGGAUUGGGAAGCACAGACUACUCUACGGACGAUGUCGCCGUUUGUCCCUAUCGCACUCAUAGCGGAGAGCGUGAACAGGAGAACAACGCAGAGCAGAUCAUAACGAGCUCCUUCCUGCACAUCUUCGACGAGAAAUUCUUCGCACAAACGAGCGCCUUCAAGGAAAUUUUUCUCUUCUACCUGAGGAGUACCUAUUUCGAAAUGAGCCAUCACUUGAGCAACCAAGUAAACCUUAACGACAUAGAAGAAAGACUAUAUAGUUAUAUACAAAAUAAUUAUACACAGAAAAUGCCUAUAUUUGAUACGAAUAAUUAUCAACCGAAUGAGUGCUUUCUGUGUAAAGAAAAACUUCUGUUCGAUUAUUCAUAUGAAUAUAAUGACUUUUACUACACGGAUGCUGUGGCAGUGGACUUGAAUAACCUCCUCGAGGAUGAGGAGGAUAGGGACCAAACACAAAUGUACAGCUUCAGUUUUAAUGCCAAGAGGAUUGACGAACUGAGCGAUAGGUGCAUUUAUAACGAUCCAAGUUACGACAUAUUGGACAACGGAAUUAGGGAAGCGCAAAUUUUUUUCCAAAAAAUGCAAAAUGGAGACGCGGGAGCCGCUGGAGCCGCUGCAGACGAUGGAGAUGCACACUUGCGCAACGGAGUAAACCAAUUGGAGGAAGAAAAAAAUGCCACUACUACUGCAACUGAUGACCACCUUGGGGAAAAGUGCAAAACGGUUAACAGCUCAGUACACAUGAAUGACCUGCUCGAAAAUGUAAAAAAAAUAAUUGGUGAAAAUUGUGUACUGAAAAGAACCGUCAUCGAGUCAGCUUUGAAAUAUAAUUGCCAAAUGAAAAAUAUGAAGAGGAAAAAAAAAAAAAAAAAUGACCACAUUCAGCAUUACAAUAAUUUAUUUAGAAAUUUUUGCAUUCCGUAUGAAACAGUAAGCAUUCUCCAUGACAUACAAAAAGAAAAUAAAAACAGGAGCAGCGUUAGCGUUAAUAAUGUCUCCCAAUUUGAUAUUAACCAUGAAUAUGCAAAUGACGAAAUUGACGAUUUUGUGAAUUAUUUCGAAAAUGUCACGCAACAAGUGACCAAUUCACUGUUCGAAAAUGUCUACAAAGGUAAAAAAAUGGAUAAACAUAUAUUUUCACACAUGACAAAUUGUUACAUAAAUGACGAUAAUGAGAAAAAGGACAGUUUUACUCAUAUCUAUUUCCCCUCCAAUUAUUUGCAAACAAACUUCACUUAUUUUCACCAUCAGUGUUUUAAAAAUUAUGUGCAGUAUUUUAUUUUCCCAUACUAUUUCUUAACCAAGUUGGAUGAUCACCUUUUUAAGAAAAUUGUCAUAUCUGCUGUGAGGCAGUUUUUCAAGGCGUACCAUCGUAUUUGUAAGUUUGGCACUUCUGAGCUGAAGUACGCGGGGGGUAGCCGUCCUUGUGUAAAGAAAAGGCCGACUCCUAAGGUGGGGAAACUCCAGCGGAGGAGGCACUUUUAA
This is a messenger RNA of Plasmodium cynomolgi strain B, 3831 nucleotides long. RefSeq lists its product as hypothetical. The transcript has 4 exons. NCBI's taxonomy places the organism in Eukaryota, Apicomplexa, Aconoidasida, Haemosporida, Plasmodiidae. Bases 1447 to 3831 code for a protein of 794 amino acids. The record is from RefSeq and is a predicted model, not a curated record.